Chlorocebus sabaeus (green monkey) is the source of this 1358-nucleotide messenger RNA. RefSeq names its product ER membrane protein complex subunit 3 (gene EMC3). NCBI's taxonomy places the organism in Eukaryota, Metazoa, Chordata, Mammalia, Primates, Cercopithecidae. Gene Ontology annotation, cellular component: membrane; EMC complex. Gene Ontology annotation, biological process: protein folding in endoplasmic reticulum. The record is from RefSeq and is a predicted model, not a curated record.
UGCCUCAGCCUCCCGAGUAGCUGGGACUACAGGCGCCCGCCACCACGCCCGGCUAAUUUUUUUCUAUUUUUAGUAGAGACGGGUUUCACCGUGUUAGCCAGGAUGGUCUCGAUCUCCUGACCUCCUGAUCCGCCCACCUCCGCCUCCCAAAGUGCUGGCAUUACAAGGGUGAACCACCACGCCGGCCCGCCGCGGGUAGUUUUCCACUUUCCCGCCAGGCCCGACGCUGCUCUGACGACACCGAGGCGCGCCACGUCGUGACGUCAACUGUCGCGCCGGAAGUGUAAGGCCGGGCAGCCCAGCUGAAGGCAGUAAGCUGGCCUCUCCGUUGCAGGAUAGUUCUGGGAUAUCGGGGCAAAGGGGCGUGAGAAGGCCCGGAGGCGAAGUCGAAGAGAAGCAACUGCGCCCUGGAGAAGAGAAGCUCGCCCAUUCCCGACUGGGAGCCAGCUUUCAGUGAAGAUGGCAGGGCCAGAACUGUUGCUUGACUCUAACAUCCGCCUCUGGGUGGUUCUACCCAUCGUUAUCAUCACUUUCUUCGUAGGCAUGAUCCGCCACUACGUGUCCAUCCUGCUGCAGAGCGACAAGAAGCUCACCCAGGAACAAGUAUCUGACAGUCAAGUCCUAAUUCGAAGCAGAGUCCUCAGGGAAAAUGGAAAAUACAUUCCCAAACAGUCUUUCUUGACACGAAAAUAUUACUUCAACAACCCAGAGGAUGGAUUUUUCAAAAAAACUAAACGGAAGGUAGUGCCACCUUCUCCUAUGACUGAUCCUACUAUGCUGACAGACAUGAUGAAAGGGAAUGUAACAAAUGUCCUCCCUAUGAUUCUUAUUGGUGGAUGGAUCAACAUGACAUUCUCGGGCUUUGUCACAACCAAGGUCCCAUUUCCACUGACCCUCCGUUUUAAGCCUAUGUUACAGCAAGGAAUCGAGCUACUCACAUUAGAUGCAUCCUGGGUGAGUUCUGCAUCCUGGUACUUCCUCAAUGUAUUUGGGCUUCGGAGCAUUUACUCUCUGAUUCUGGGCCAAGAUAAUGCCGCUGACCAAUCACGAAUGAUGCAGGAGCAGAUGACAGGAGCAGCCAUGGCCAUGCCCGCAGACACAAACAAAGCUUUCAAGACAGAGUGGGAAGCUUUGGAGCUGACGGAUCACCAGUGGGCACUAGAUGAUGUCGAAGAAGAGCUCAUGGCCAAAGACCUCCACUUCGAAGGCAUGUUCAAAAAGGAAUUACAGACCUCUAUUUUUUGAAGACUGAGCAGGGAUUAGCUGUGUCAGGAACUUGGUAUUGCACUUAACCUUGUAACUUUGUUUGGAGCUGGCACCUCUCAGAAUAAAAAGGAGGAUGCAAGAGCUGGCAGGCA